This is a messenger RNA of Malurus melanocephalus (red-backed fairy wren), 4232 nucleotides long. RefSeq names its product IQ motif containing H (gene IQCH). NCBI's taxonomy places the organism in Eukaryota, Metazoa, Chordata, Aves, Passeriformes, Maluridae. The transcript is spliced from 21 exons. The record is from RefSeq and is a predicted model, not a curated record. The coding region runs from base 267 to 3482 and encodes 1071 amino acids.
GUGCCGCCAUGGCCGCGGCGGGAGCGGGACCGGCACCGGGCUGGUGGGUCCGGACAGCGCCGGSACCGGCACCUCCCUCCCCGGACCGGCCUCUCCUGCCCCGGCAAAGCAGCGGGGACAUCCCGGGUUAUCCCUCAGCACCCCGGGUCACCCCUCGGCUGAGGCGCGGCGCGGCCCGAUGGUGCUGAGAGGACGGGGGAAUACGGGGGGGUUCGGCCCUGCCUGAGGGGGAGCGGCCGAUUCAAAAAUAUCUUCAGAAGCUUAAAAUGGAAAAUACCAACUUGAAAGGAAGUGCAGAAGCCACGGAUAUUUGUGACCUCAGAAUGGCAACCGAAAGAACUGAACUUGGGCUCAGAAAACAUGCUGAAAAUCAUUUAAAUAUUGUAAACAGACAGGAGCUAACUCUUUUUUCUGCUGGUAAUAAAGAAGUAAAUUCAAAAGAGCUCUCUAAGUGGGGCCUUCCUUUUGGUGCUUGUCAGAAGCAGCUGGUUUUGCCUCGGGUUGAGCCUGUGACUGUCCAGAGGUGCAGCAAAUCAGCCYCUCGUGUGUGCCAGGGCUCUCAGCAGCAAGUGGAAAUGGAUUUUAGAAUUAUGCUUGACUCAGAGAACUUGGAUAGUAAAGCUGCUUUAAAACAUCCCAACAAUGAGACCAGGCUGCCACUUAUAACCAAGAAAAUAUCUGCUCCUAUGUGCAGUGAGAAGACAGGGAAAGGUCUCACACUUCCCAACCCUUGGGCUUUGUCYGCCUUUCACUGCUUGGGUUCUGCCUUGCCCUUGGUAGAAGGAGGCACCCCAAAAGCUGGAAUUGUUCAGGAAUGUCAUCUUCUUGUAGGUCCUCUGAGCCUAACCAACCCAAGGCUCWUCCUUCCAGCAGCAAAGACAGCUCUGCCAGCUUCUCCUGUUGCAUCCAAAGCAGCACCUUGCCCUGAAUUUCCCAGRCAGCACAAGAAAUCAGCUGGAGGAGAGAUCAGUAGCAGGCUGGAGAACACAGACACCAGCACUUUCCCAAAGCCAAAGGAAGCCAUUUAUGGCACACAUUCCUCCAGUAAAGGUAACACUGCACCGCUUCCAUCCAGCAGUUCCAUGGUUUCAACAACGAAAUCAAAGCCAGAGUGGAUGUAUCCAGCUCAGCAGUUGAAAUCUCAGGUGCACGUUCCUGCUCACACACAGCCCCCACAAACAGCUCAGCCCUUCCAGGAUCCCUGCUCAGAUUGGGACAUUGCUGUUCACCAUGGCACUGUGGAACAGGAAGCUCCAGGUUUUCUGGCACUCCAACACCACCACCAUUCCUCUUGGGGGAGCAUUGUGGGGUUUUUGGAAGACACAGAGAAGCUCUUCAAGGACCAYGCYGUAYUCUCRGCUACCAUCGACGGUCAAAAGUUGKCAAAAAUCGCUCCRGACUUUGCCUUUAAUGAGAAUCCCACCAAAAGUGCYGUUUUGUCAGUGAUAAAGAACCAGUCAGCUGUGGAAAAGAUCUUAAACCGAGCUGGCCAGAGAUCCAGAGGCCAGGAGGGCCGUGCAGUGGCCGCUGCAGAGAUCCGAAGGCGGCGUUGGUGUUACUGCGCYGGCGAAGCUGCGGCGGGUUCUGGGCGGGAGCAGUGGGCAUCAGGUGUGAUCGGCGCUUCCUGGCGCUCGUGGCAUCACCUGGCACGGGUGAGAUCCACCCUGAGGGAAGCUCGCCACMGACACCUGGAGAAUUUUUACAGCAGGGCCAAGCAUCUGGCAGCCAACUGGAAUCGCAUCAGGACCUCCAGGAGGACUAUUAUCCAUAUCCCAUCAUUAGGAUAUUCCCAACGCAUCCGUGAGCACAUCCCUGAUCUUGCUCUCCAGCAGAACCUGCAGAUGGGAAGGCUGUGUGACAUCCUGGAUGCCAACGUGGACGUCAUCUACAUCUGCCCCCUUGCUCUGAGUGAGGAGUUCCUGCAGUAUUACCAUAAACUCCUGGGUCUGCAGGCAGCUGUUAGAUCUGGGAACCCCGAGGACAUGGGUGACCUGCAGGACAGGUUCAAAAUUCUCACCCCUGAAGCUAUAAACAGCUUCCCUGAGCACCGCAUGUGCCUGGCCACCCUGCUCAAGUACAGUCCCAGGACCAUGCAGAGGAUCCGGGUUCUGAUCCAGAGCAGGGAUGCCUACGUGGUUGGGGGUGUUCCCCACCAGGACGAUCUGGCCGUGGCCGAUGUGCUCCAGGUGCCGGUGUUGGGCUCGGAGCCGGCCGUGGCUCAGCUCUACGGCACCAAGUCRGGCUCCAAGAGGAUCUUUGCCAGUGCUGGGGUGCCAACCCCUCCUGGAGAGUGGGACAUCCACAGCUGGGAGCAGCUGCUCCGUGCUCUCAGCCGGCUCAUCCUGGACAAUGUGGAAGUGCGGCGCUGGCUCUUCAAGGUGGAUGAUGAACAUGGAGGAAACGGCACUGCCUACUGUGAUGUGAUUUCCCACCUGGAAUGCUACCCCUGGAUCCAAAGGGAAUGGCAGAGACACAGCCCUGAGGGGUGGAGUAAGAGCCAGGCUCGUGAGCUAGCUUUGGUGAAGAUCUCCCAGGAGCUGCCGGGCCUUUUAGCACAGCACGUACAGCCAGUCAAUGAGAAACGAUUCCCUACAUGGGAAAAAUUCCUCCAAACAUUUCUUACUCAAGGUGGAGUGAUUGAAGCCUUCCCUUUCUCUGCCAGCAUCACCAACCUGACGGUGGAUCUGCUGAUCGAGCCAACGGGGGAGGUGACAAUGGUGUCAUCUGGAGACCAGCUCCACAUUGAGGGGCCCCUCAGAUCUUCUGGCACCAUCAUYCCACAACGUUCCGUGGAUCCAGAGGUUCUUAAAGUUCUCAGCUUGAAGAUUGGGGAGGCCUGUAAAUCCAAAGGAGUGCUUGGCUACUUCUCCAUUGAUUUUGUGGCUUUCACCCAUCCCCAGACGAGGGAGCAGCAGGUGUGGGCAACAGACCUUGACCUUUGCUACAGUGACCAGCUGKCCCUGACUCAGCUCCUGUUGUACGUGACAGAUGGAAAUCUGGAUUGUGGCUCCAGCCGCCUGCAAGGACCUYCUGGAUCCAAGGGAAGCCAAAGCCAACAGAUUCAGCAUGAGGAGAUAAAACCUCCUGGCCCAAGGAGCCCCUGGUGUGCYGUGGCCAGCAGCCAGCUGAGACAUUCCAGCCUCUCAGGGAUCUCCUACAACCUCCUCCUGCACACGUGUCAAGCUCGUGGGGUUGGGUUUGACCUCCAGGAAAAACAGGGGACGGUGUUUGUGUUGUAUGAAGACCAGAAGAGACACAGAUUGGGAAUGCUAACAAUCGGAGACGAUCUCCAGGGGGUCCUCCUGACCUUUGCUCGCAAUCUCUUCAUCAUCCAUCAAGAAAUAUCAGCACCUAAUAUGCAAGGCGAGACCAAUUUUAAGAUGGCAAUUCAAGAUAUUGAAGCAAUUCUAGGAGUUACAACAGAAAACAAACUGAAAUUGGAAGAAGAGCAACCUUGGGAAGCAGAUGCUGUGAAAGAAUAGUUAACAGAAAAUGUUUAAGUGCCUCAUUCCUUAUGUUUCUGGAAAUGCUUCCUCAUCUGUAAGAACAGGUUUGGUUUUCCUUCUGAGUUGGUAUGUGAAGUAACAUUAACUGAGACAGAACAUCUCCAUGAUUCCUGGGUGUGGCAUUUGGAAUAUCUAUCCCACCUUUCUUGUUGAAAGGUGGAGGAUCAUCCUAAUGAUCCUCAUGUUCCUGUUGUCAUUCCUGAAGUUCAGCAUCUGGGUUAAAAAUCUAAUUAAUGGGGUCACACCGCCUUUGUCACUGACUCAGAGCAGAGGAUCAGAUCCACAGAAGAGCCCUGAGAGCCCAAAUUCCCUUUCCAGAAGUUUGUGUUCUGAAAUCCAGGCUUCUGGCAGGAAAGGGGGUCUGCUGUUAGACCUGUUGGAGUGUCCAGAGGCCACCGGGAUGAUCAGAGGGAUGGAGCAGCUCUGCUGUGAGGUUGGGAGAGCUGGGAUUAUUCAGCCCCAAAGAGAAGCUUUAGGGUGACUUUGUAAUGACCUUCCAGGACCUGAAGGGGCUGCAGGAAAGAUGGAGAGAGACUGUUUAGAAGGACCUGGAGUGACAGGACAGAAGGGAAUGGCUUCAGACUUGAAAGAGAUUAGGGUUAGUUUAGAUCUUGGGAAAAAAAUSCUUCCCUGUGAGCAUUYUGAAGCCCCAGAGAAGCUGUGGCUGCCCCUGGGUCCCUGGCAGUGUCCAAGGCCAGSCUGGAUGGGACUUGGAGCAACCUGGGA